Molecule: messenger RNA, 2112 nt
Organism: Drosophila novamexicana
Lineage: Eukaryota; Metazoa; Arthropoda; Insecta; Diptera; Drosophilidae
Gene: Sse
Exons: 7
Coding region: 37-1959 (640 amino acids)
Biological process (GO): proteolysis; meiotic chromosome separation
Cellular component (GO): centrosome; cytoplasm; nucleus
Molecular function (GO): cysteine-type endopeptidase activity
Source: RefSeq, a predicted model, not a curated record
AAUUUAUCAAUUUAAUUUCAACCAUAUUAAUGCAGAAUGUUCGACGCCGAAGCAACGGAAAAUGAAUUGAGCAACUUAACAAGCGUGCAGUUUGGCCCCGAAACGAAAGAAUACAAUUUGCUGCGUGCGGAUGAGGAGUACCGCAAUGGGAACGAGCAGGACUCGAUCUAUUAUCAGGUACGAGCGCUCUUUCAGUGCGCGGAUAUGCGGCUGCUGACCGAGGCACAGGAAAUGGAAAAUCAUCAGCCAAGCACAGCGGAAAUUUUGUCAGAAGCCAGCGCCAAGGAGAAAGCCGAUUACAAAAGCAACAAGUUCUUCCAGAACAUAUUGAGAUACCAACAGAAAUUGGAACAGAGCAAGGCAAAAACCAAAGAACCACCCGUCGAUAGUCUGGACUUUCUCGAGGAUGUCUCAGAGCCCGCAGCGGGCUUUGCACGCAUCACACACAUAUCCCGCCAGCUGCCCGACGAGUGGUGCGUGCUGCAGCUCUGCAAGAGCUUCAAUGCUGCCACCACAUACUCCACAUUCUGCGAGAUCGCCGGCGCCAAUGGCGACAUCUAUGUGUCCCUGCUGCGUCACUGCCGCAGUCCGGAGCUGGCCGCCACUUGCCUGCGCCUCAAUAGCGACGCAAUGGCCAGCUUAUUUAAGGAGUACGGCACGUUAGUGGAGCGUUUCAGGCGUGUGGUCACUGUCGAUCCGCUGACGGUGAAGGCGCAGGAGGCCAAGGCCAAAUACUGGAAGGAAUUGAAUGGCUUUGAAGAGUUCUUGAAGAAACUGAUUGCAGAUCUUGGCAGCGUGUUUAGCCCCUAUAGCUUUAUGUUUCUGGGCAAGCGUUACGCCAGCGCCGCAGUGCAGCAGCAAACCAAAGCUGUUUACGGCCGUGUGGAUGAGUUCUGUGUGCAGUACAGCUGGAGCAAUCAUCAGCGCGUACUCCUUUCGCAGGCGGCAUUGCAUGCGAAUCGCCUGCCACGCGACCAGAUGAAACAGCUGAGCUAUGAGCUCAGCGGCAACAGCCAGAACAAUAACAAUAACAAUGAGACUGAAGCGCUGCUCGUCUAUGAGCUGCUCAAGAGCUGUGCCAGCGACUGGCAGCAGCUGGAACAGCGGGAGCCGCUGGCUGCUAAGCGUUUUCCCAUCAUUCUGGUUUUGGAUGAGCGCCUGGAUCAUAUGCAUUGGGAGCAGCUGGCGUCCAUGCAGGAGUGCACGCGCAUCAAGUCGCUGCACAGCUUGUGGCGCCUGUUCAAGUGCCACAAGGAGCAGAUACAAUGUGGCUACUAUACGGUUAACAUUAAGCGCGGCAUAACGCUCAUCAAUCCCGAUGCGGAUCUAGCCAAUUCGGGUCGCCGUCUGCGCAGCUUUCUCGAAUACUGGCUGACCCACUGGGAGCACAUGUACGAGACGGUGCCCAGCGAACAGUUUAUGCUUGAGAAGGCAUUCAAAGCCGAUUGCUUUGUCUAUGCAGGUCACGGCUCGAGUCUGCAGUAUGUUUCUACUCGCUUGAUUUAUCGCAAUCGCAUCAAGGGCGUUGUCUUUCUGUUCGGCUGCGAUUCGACGCGCGUGCUCAGCUCGGGUCUGUACAGCGCCCUAUAUGGCGCCCAGGACUAUUACCAUGGCGCCCUGUGUCCCACUGUGAUGGGGACACUGAUGCCCGCGCUGGACGCCAACAUGGACAAUGUGUCCGCCAAUAUGCUCAGCCAGUGGACAAAGCCGGCAAAUCCACAGAUCGUACCCUGGACGCACAUAGAUCGCCAGUCCUGGAUCUCGCAGGGCACUGUCAAAGCACUGAAAGGCAACACCGAGACACUGGCCCAGCAGCCGGACUACCAGAUGGGCAGCCUGUGCGCCAUUUUAGCUAACGUUCAUAUGGGCAAAACGGAGCCCAAAAUCUACAAUUGUUGCGUCUAUGUGUGUCGCGGCUUGCCCGCCUGGAAUUUAGCCGUGCAGCAGCUGCCCUUUUAGCCCAACUAGUCUUGAUUAGGGUAAGGCUUAGCAUAUAAGUAUAAUAAAAUAUUUCUAAUACCCCAACAAAAGCUCGACCAAAACUCCAAACAGACUUCUUUAUAUAAGUAUAAACAGAGCCCAGCUUAAUGUGUAUAAUUUGUAUCUAAGCUU